Molecule: messenger RNA, 1446 nt
Organism: Aspergillus thermomutatus
Lineage: Eukaryota; Fungi; Ascomycota; Eurotiomycetes; Eurotiales; Aspergillaceae
Gene: nsdD
Product: GATA-type sexual development transcription factor NsdD
Exons: 3
Coding region: 1-1446 (481 amino acids)
Biological process (GO): regulation of DNA-templated transcription
Molecular function (GO): sequence-specific DNA binding; zinc ion binding
Source: RefSeq, a predicted model, not a curated record
AUGUAUCCCAGCCAACCUUCGCCUUACUCCUAUCAGUCUUCUGCGGCUAGCGCACAUCCACAGCCCGGAUAUAUCUCUCCUCCGGAUUCGAGGCGGGCACCCGAGGAAGAAAAGGAAAAACAGUUGCAGCCACAGAGACAAUCACUCCCUUCUAUUCAUGAGGCAUUAAGGAACGAUAGCCCUCUUCCAUACCCUGCUCCACCUACAUCGGCCCCUCCGCCGCAAGCACAUCCCGCUCCUCCUCCACAUGCUCUCGUCGGUCGAUCAGCAGGAGAAGGCCCGGCCGGACCCCCCAACCCGUUCUCAAAUGGAGCGCCGGCAGGUCCAUACAUGCGCGAACCUGCCUAUACGCAUCAGUCUCAGCUGCAAACGGAUGCGUCGCGGUCAAGCCUCGCAUCGAUCACCACACAGGAAUCAAGGAAUCCCUCGCUACAGUCGCUCAACUCGAGCAAAUCACCUACCCACAGUGCCAAGACUGGCUUGACUUCAAUCGCGGGCUCGCAGACAGGACCCGGGUACGAAUAUACCGCUCCCACUUCCGCAGGGAGUAUAGCCUCGCCCAAUGGAUACACUUCAUAUUCGCAGCCGUUCACUUUUCAGUCACAGCCUCCACCGAACGCUCCGACAUACCCUCCAGCCCAUCAUGAUACUCGACCCUAUGCCGGAACGCCCUGGAAACCUGGCGCGCCAGAGCCACCACGUGUCGAGGAAUUAAAAAACGGGCUGGCGGGGCGUCCUGCGGUUCCGGUACAACAUCAAGGCGACUCUGCCAAGCGCCACUUGGAUAUUUACGAAGUGGAGACUUCACUUAGCGAGAUUGCCGAAGUGAGUACCCGCACUUUGGACUUUUCCCGGCACUAUGCUACAAGAGCACACCAGACUCAGCGGUCUGGGCCCAUGUUAGGGUCUUUGCCUUCCCUGCACGAAAUUGAAGACAUGAUCAAUCUGCAACGUCGGAAUCAGGACGCUUUGAUGCGGAUACGAACCGCUGUCUUGAACCAGGAGCAUGCCUUGGCGGAGCAGAUGGCUCAAAGAAAAGCUUUCAACGCCGGUGGAGUCCAUGACAGUGACCACAUGGCAAUGUACCAAGAAGAAUUCAAGGGUAGUGGCGGAUUCGCCGGCCCAGAUACGAAAAAGCGACGAGGUCGGGUCUUGGUAUUAUCCAUUGUAUCCCAGAGCGUCAUUUCUCCACUGGAAAAAGAUUAUCGCCAAGCUAACCAAGCGUCGUUACAGAAAGCUGCGCCUCCUGGUCGUUGCCACAGCUGCAACCGAGCCGAAACUCCAGAAUGGCGCCGUGGUCCAGACGGCGCUCGGACAUUGUGCAAUGCCUGUGGCCUGCACUAUGCCAAAUUGACGCGCAAGAUGGGCGCUAGCAAGGCUGCCUCCCUGGGUUCGAAUCUGAAGCCAAAAGCCGCUCUUGAUUCUGCGCCUCCCGGUACCCGAUAG